AUGAUAAGAAAAAUAACAUCAAUCGCGCCUAGCAUAGUUAUCGUAGUCAUAACAAUGGCUACAAUCAUAUCUUUAGUUCGUUCAUUUCCUCGUCCCUUGUUAUGCUCAUCUCCUAAACACCUUCUUAAAUCUCGAAUCUGCCCUCUGUAUCCUCCUUCCUUCUUCCUCUGCCUCCCUCCUUCUCGCACCAACCACCGUCCGCCACCACUCUCCGCCGCCGCCGAUCGCCGUCGCACUUCCUUCUCCACCGCCGCAAUGUCAUCGGUCACCUCGAACGAUAAUCCGUUACUAAAGGACUUCCAGUUUCCGCCGUUUGAUUCGAUCGAUGCUAGUCACGUGCGCCCUGGCAUGCGUGCCUUGUUGAAAAAGCUUGAUAGUGAUUUGGUGGAAUUGGAGAAGAACGUUGAACCGACGUGGCCGAAAUUAGCAGAGCCGUUAGAGAAGAUGAUGGAUAGGUUAACGGUUGUUUGGGGAGCUGUUAAUCAUUUGAAAUCAGUUAAGGAUACGGCUGAACUCCGUUCUGCUAUUGAAGAGAUACAGCCAGAGAAAGUGGAGUUUGAUUUAAAGUUGGGACAAAGCAAACCGAUUUAUAAUGCGUUUAAGGCAAUAAGGGAAUCCCCAGGCUGGGAAGGGCUAAGUGAUGCGCAGAAACGUAUUGUUGAAUCAUCAAUAAAGGAGGCUGUUCUUAGUGGUGUCUCCCUUGAUGAUUCUAAGAGAGAAGAAUUUAACAAAAUUCAACAGGAGUUGACAAAACUUUCUCGGAAGUUUGAGGAGAAUGUCUUGGAUGCUACCAAGAAGUUUGAAAAACUAAUAACUGAUAAAAAGGAGAUUGAAGGAUUGCCAGCUACAGCUCUUGGCUUGGCUGCACAAACAGCCUCAUCUAAGGGUCAUGAAAACGCCACUGCUGAAAAUGGGCCGUGGAUGAUUACAUUGGAUGCUCCAAGUUUUAUGUCUGUCAUGCAACAUGCUAAGAAUCGAGCUUUGAGGGAGGAAAUCUAUCGUGCAUAUGUAACCCGUGCCUCUAGCGGAGAACUAGAUAAUACUCAAGUUAUUGAACAAAUUCUGAAGCUUAGGUUGGAGAAGGCUAAGCUUCUUGGCUACAAUAACUAUGCAGAGGUAAGCAUGGCGACCAAGAUGGCUACUGUUAGUAAAGCAGAAGAGCUUCUGGAAAAGCUAAGGAGUGCUUCCUGGAACGCUGCAGUUCAAGACAUGGAAGAUCUCAGGCAGUUCUCUAAAAGUCAAGGUGCUCCCGAAGCCGAUGAUUUGACCCACUGGGAUACCACCUUUUGGAGUGAGAGGCUCCGUGAAUCAAAAUACGAGAUAAAUGAGGAAGAACUGCGACCUUACUUUUCAUUGCCUAAAGUCAUGGAUGGUCUUUUUAACCUAGUAAAGAUGCUUUUUGGAAUUGAUGUUGAACCAGCUGAUGGUUUAGCACCUGUUUGGAAUGCUGAUGUCAGAUUUUAUCGUAUCAAGGAUUCAACUGGCAAACCUAUUUCAUAUUUUUACUUUGAUCCAUAUUCACGCCCAGCUGAAAAAAGAGGCGGUGCAUGGAUGGAUGAGGUGGUUGCAAGGAGUCGUGUAUUAUCAGAUGACAGAACCUCUGUAAGGUUACCCAUUGCCCAUAUGGUGUGCAAUCAAAUGCCACCCGUAGGAGAGAAGCCAAGCCUUAUGACUUUUCGUGAGGUUGAGACUGUGUUCCAUGAGUUCGGUCAUGCACUUCAGCAUAUGCUAACAAAACAAGAUGAGGGCCUUGUUGCUGGUAUACGUGGAAUAGAGUGGGAUGCUGUUGAAUUACCUUCUCAGUUUAUGGAGAAUUGGUGUUACCAUAGGGAUACCCUGAUGAGUAUUGCGAAACAUUAUGAAACUGGUGAGUGUCUCCCUGAAGCUAUAUAUCAGAAGCUUCUUGCUGCCAGGACUUUCCGUGCUGGCAGCCUCAGCCUUCGUCAGCUAAAAUUUGCGACUGUUGACCUGGAGCUACAUAGCAAAUAUGUUCCUGGUGGGUCUGAAUCAAUCUACGAUGUUGAUCGAAGGGUCAGCAAAAAAACUCAGGUUAUUCUUCCUCUUCCAGAGGACAGGUUCCUUUGCAGCUUUAGCCAUAUUUUUGCAGGUGGGUAUGCUGCUGGAUAUUACAGUUAUAAGUGGGCGGAAGUGUUGUCUGCUGAUGCUUUCUCAGCAUUUGAGGAUGCCGGAUUAAAUGAUGAUAAGGCGGUCAGAGAAACAGGACAUAGGUUCCGUGAAACUAUUCUUGCACUUGGAGGUGGAAAAGAUCCGCUAACGGUUUUCGUUGAAUUCCGUGGGCGGGAACCCUCUCCAGAGCCUCUGCUUAGGCACAAUGGUUUGCUACAAACUGCAGCAUGAUCACCCAUUAUCUGGCUAUUGCGGAGCAAGGAAGGAGCUCUUGGUCCUCUUAUUCAUCACCGACCAGUUCGUUUUUCUUGGAUUAACAUUAUAGAUUUAUCAUCGCUGCAGUCUGCAUGAUGUCUCUCAUUAUCCCAAAUGAACCUUGGUUUAAGACUUGUAGAUUAGUUGCUUUUUCUUUUUUAAUAGGAAGCAAAACUGUCCAGGUAGCAAGUCAUAGGGAUACAAGCACAAGCAUUAUUUAAUGGAGGAUGACUUACAUUUUAA
Erigeron canadensis is the source of this 2625-nucleotide messenger RNA. Its product is annotated as probable cytosolic oligopeptidase A. Lineage: Eukaryota; Viridiplantae; Streptophyta; Magnoliopsida; Asterales; Asteraceae. Gene Ontology annotation, biological process: peptide metabolic process; proteolysis. The coding region runs from base 1 to 2358 and encodes 785 amino acids. The transcript is spliced from 17 exons. The record is from RefSeq and is a predicted model, not a curated record. Gene Ontology annotation, molecular function: metalloendopeptidase activity.